CCGCCCCAUGCCCUGCGCGUGCCAGUCUGAGCUGUGCGAUCCGCUACUUCCCGGAUUUAACCGUUUCCCCGCGAGCGCAGAGCGCGGCCGCCGCCAUGGAGUGCACCAUCCCCGCCCAGUGCCAACUGCUAUUCCGGGCCUGCGAGGACGGAGACUCUGAGGGUGUCCGGAGACUGCUGGAGCCGGGCAGCGCCGAUCAUCCCGGGGGAUCCAGCUGUGCCGGGGGGCCGGACGGGGUGCUGCCGGUGGGAGCGGACUCGGUGCCCGUGGACUGCACGGACGAGGACGGUAAUACGCCGCUGCAGCUGGCGGCCAGCGGGGGACACGAAGCGCUGGUCCGGAUCCUCCUCAGGAAGGGGGCCUCGGUGGACAGCAGGAAUCACUACGGCUGGACCCCCCUCAUGCAGGCUGCCAGGAUGGGACAUUUAAAUGUUGCUCUUAUACUUCUGGAAAAUGGUGCUGAUGUUAAUGCCCAGAAUAGACUGGGAGCCAGCGUCCUCACAGUGGCGUCAAGAGGUGGCCAUGUUGGCGUGGUCAAGCUUCUUCUGGAAAGUGGGGCAUUUGUGGACAAUUAUGAUCAUUUUGAUGUUAAUGUUGUUAGCAACAAUGGUCUUAAGGAGGAAAUGCCUGAUAUAACUGCUCUCAUGACAGCUGCACAGCACGCACACGAGGCAGUAGUGCGCCUCCUACUGGACUGGGGGGCUGAUGUGAAUUACCGUUUAAAAACUGGAUGGAAUCCCUUGAUGCUGACUGCUCUCCAUGGGCGAGUGAGUGUAGCACAGCAGCUAGUGGAUAGGGGUGCUGACCCAGACCAUGUCAACAUUUUGGAGAAAACACCUUUUGAAAUUGCUUUGCAUUUAAAACAUAAAGAUUUGAAGGAUUAUUUGGAUCCCAUAACUACAAUUAGGCCAAAGACGGAUGAAGAAAAGAGAAGACCUGAUGUGUUUCAUGCUGUGAAGAUUGGCAAUGUACAGCUGGUCAGAGAAAUUAUAGAUGAUGAUCCAAAUCAAGUGAAUGCCGUCAAUGGUGAUGGGGCAUCUCCCCUGAUGAUAGCCGCGGUUACUGGAAAACUGGAACUUGUACAGCUGCUGGUUGACAAGAAUGCAGACAUCAACAAACAGGACAAUGUUCAUGCGUGGACUGCUUUAAUGCAGGCCACCUACCAUGGAAACAAAGAAAUUGUGAUCUACCUCUUAAAUCAAGGAGCUGAUGUCAACCUGCGUGCCAAAAAUGGGUACACGGCAUUUGACCUUGUGACACUACUAAAUGAUCCAGAUAUAGAGCUUGUUCGACUCUUGGCAUCUGUAUGUUUAGAGGUGGAGAAGGAGAAGUCCAAGCAGAAGAAUAAAAGUCCGUUGCUCAUUUCCAAGAGCAAGCAAUCUUUCAAUAUCCCUGGGCCAACUGAAGACACCGCAGGGUUAAAGUCAUGGUGGAACAGAAUGUCAAACCGUUUCCGCAAGCUGAAACUAACUCAGACUUUGAGACAUGGGUUCUCUACCAAUCGGCUUGUACCUUUUUCAGAAAAUCCUAGCGUAUCCCUGGACUCUGCACUAAAAUGUUCUCCACACACCGACACUGCCAACCCACGAAGAACAGAGGCUUUUACAGCUUGGACUAAUACCAGCAAAGACAGUGGAAUAACAACAACAAAGGUUGAAAAUGAUGAUUUGCUGCUAACUACAAUGUUAAAGAAUGGAGCGCCAUUUGCCAAGCUUCCUAAUGACAAACUGAAGGCUGUAAUCCCUCCAUUCCUGCCUCCAUCCAAUUUCGAACUGUGGAAUUCUGACCGCUCCAGGGUUAGUAAAGAUGGAAAAAUGGAACAGACCAGAGCUUCAAUGCCCUCACGGCUUUCAAAGCCCAGCUUUAACACUAGUGGGAAUUCUGACAUUACAUCUGUCAGUCGACUACAAAGAACUGCAAAGUUCCCAAGUCUGCCGAGGAGUCCGACCUCCCCUUCAAAUUCUGGAAACUUCAACCAUUCUCCCCAUUCAUCUGUUGGUGGCAACACUGUCACAGGUGGCAGUGCAGAUAACGUUUUGUCUCAAAUAGCAGCCCAUCGGAGAAAGGCAGCAAGUUUAUCGGAGCAGAAAACAACUCAACCACACAGCCCAGGCAAUACAGUGUGUGGAUCCUCUGUCCCAGAACAGCAGAAUGUCACACUGACAGCUAGUACACAUUUACCAAAGAAAGUUGAAAUUUUAAAACGUCCUCCUUCUGGGACAUCCUCUAAUUCUAAAAGCACUUCUCCAACGCUGACACCAUCUCCAUCACCCACCCCAAAGGGCUGUCUCGCUGAGUCCUCUUUAUCGUCGUCGUCUUCUCACAAGCAGUCCAAAAGCAGUGGAGGUUCUAGCAGCGGAACUAUAACAGAUGAAGAUGAGCUGUCUGCAAUCCUUAAAAAAUUGUCACUGGAGAAGUACCAGCCGAUUUUUGAAGAACAAGAGGUUGACAUGGAAGCCUUCCUCACACUUACUGACGGUGACUUAAAGGAGUUGGGGAUAAAGACUGAUGGAUCCAGACAGCAGAUUUUGGCAGCUAUUUCUGAACUCAAUGCUGGAAAGGGGCGCGAGAGACAGAUUCUACAGGAAACCAUACACAACUUUCAUUCCUCCUUCGAAAGCAGUGCUAGCAACACCCAGCCUGCUGGUGCCCAGCAAUCUCCUUCUGUACGUACAAAACCAAAAGCUCCGGUUUCAAACAAAAGGUAGCACCACGAGAACAAACGGAAGCAUAAUUCCAGAAGGAUUGGAAGCCAGUAACUUAGCUGGGAUUUGACGCCAGAGUCUUUGUCCAAAUGGGCAAUCAGACAUUGAAGCAUGUACUAAUCACACGUGAACUCGGGUCAUCAUAUGGCAAAGACGGCACGUUUGGAGCAGGGAGGCA
Messenger RNA from Pelobates fuscus (common spadefoot toad), 2883 nucleotides. RefSeq names its product ankyrin repeat and sterile alpha motif domain containing 6 (gene ANKS6). Gene Ontology annotation, biological process: innate immune response. The record is from RefSeq and is a predicted model, not a curated record. Gene Ontology annotation, molecular function: protein binding. Gene Ontology annotation, cellular component: nucleus; cytoplasm. The coding region runs from base 96 to 2708 and encodes 870 amino acids. The transcript is spliced from 16 exons. Lineage: Eukaryota; Metazoa; Chordata; Amphibia; Anura; Pelobatidae.